UUCGAGGGAUUCCAUUGGACAGUUUAUGAUGUAAUCUGUCUUUUGAUUGGAUUAGAGUGCAUGUACUCGUGGCCUCUAAGACGAAUAAAGUUUAGGUGAUUCCCAUGAUACAGCCACUUGAUUUUAAUUCGCAAGAGAGGAAAACAUCUAGAAGAUACAACAAGAUGGCAGCUUUAUUAUAUGUAAGUUUGUUCGCUGUAUUUAGCCUUGGUUACUGUGGUAACUAUACAGUGACAGAAGAAGCAUGGUUUGAUGUUGAAGUGAAGGACCUGGAUGGCCCAGGAGAAGAUUUUAGAGGUCGAUUUGUCAUUGGUCUAUUCGGAGAUACAUGCCCAAUGACUACAAUGAAUUUUGCAGCCAUUGCUAAAGGAUUCGUACGAGGACGAGAAGAUCUCGGCUAUAAAGACACUAAAAUCCACCGAGUUGUUCCCGAUUUCCUCAUACAGAUGGGCGAUGUGACCAUAGGGGAUGGCACAGGCGGAAGAAGCAUCUAUGGAGACAAAUUUGUCGAUGAAAACUUCAUAUUGAGUCAUCGUGCAGUUGGAAUGGUUUCCAUGGCAAACCACGGAAAGGAUACCAACGGCUCCCAAUUCUUCAUUUUGCUCAACAAAGCCAGAUGGUUGGAUGGCAAGCACGUCGUGUUUGGAAAAGUUAUUAGAGGAAUGGAUGUUUUGAAAGCUCCAGGCGAUGUUCCUGCCAAUCCUAACAUCGCCGUACCAAAGAAACAUAUCCGAAUAAUUGACUGUGGUGUAAAUGGUUUAGACAGGAAAUAUGAUCUCACCCCAGAACAAGUAGACUCCGAUCAAGAUAUCGUGGAAGAAUAAACAAUAACAACUCUAUUUGACAAACCAUAUCUGACUAAACUAAAAUUAUCUUUUUUGUUGUUAUGUGUCAUUAUUUUUUAAAGAAAUCAUGAAGUUUUGUUAGAUUUGUAUAUAUUUAUAGAAAUAGAUUGCAUUAAAUAUGACUGAAGAUUGGUCUUCAACAGCAUUUACCACAAACAGCUAUUGUAGAUAGUAGAAGCCUUAGAUUGUGUUCUUGUUUUAAUUAUAUGCACAUAGUUUUGUGUCCCCACCCGUUAUGGCAGAUGUGUUGUAUGGUUUACGUAACCAUUAAUUUUAUAGCAUAACUCAUAACUCCCGCGCAUAAAACUACUUAAAUCUGAAUUGCACAUGUGACAAUCAUACGUUAAUAUAUGAUUCGAGAGUUCCUGUUUUGUCAGUCUUGCGUGCGUGCGUGCGUGUGUGUGUGUGUGUUGGUGUGUGUGUUGGUGUGUGUGCUUCAAAGUAUUUCUUUGUAUUUGUACUUCGUAAGAUAUGUUUAUUAUUCCACAUUAUUACGAUGAUAAUAAAUAAGUAGUUAGUAAGAUGAAAAAUAAUAAAGGAAUAAACUUUUUCA
Messenger RNA from Ruditapes philippinarum (Manila clam), 1398 nucleotides. RefSeq lists its product as uncharacterized. The record is from RefSeq and is a predicted model, not a curated record. Lineage: Eukaryota; Metazoa; Mollusca; Bivalvia; Venerida; Veneridae. The transcript is spliced from 5 exons. Gene Ontology annotation, molecular function: peptidyl-prolyl cis-trans isomerase activity. The coding region runs from base 105 to 824 and encodes 239 amino acids. Gene Ontology annotation, biological process: protein peptidyl-prolyl isomerization. Gene Ontology annotation, cellular component: intracellular membrane-bounded organelle.